CGAUUGGGGCGGGCGAGCCGGGCCGCGGCCCGGACGGGGCCGAGACCAUGGAGCCGCCGCUGCCGGGCUAGAGAGGUCCAGCCCCGCUGGGCCCGCGGGGAUGGCGGGCUACGCGCGCCGCCCGGGCGUCACUCCGUUGUCCCGAGCCCGGAGCCUCGUCAUUCCGGACGCUCCAGCGUUCUAUGAGCGCCGGUCUUGUCUCCCCCAGCUAGACUGUGAGCGCCCCCAUGGCGGGGACCUGGACUCCCACUUCUUCGGCAUUCGGCCGACGUUUAUGUGUUAUGUGCCCAGUCCGGUGCUAGCUUCCGUGGGAGACACAGAUUUUGGCUGUGGAAAGGGGAGAGGCACUAAGGAAAGUCCACCGGGAGCCCACGAGACAUGCUUCGGAGAUGAUAAAGUUGAGCUUGAAGAGGCAAAUCCAUUUUCCUUUAAAGAGUUUCUGAAAACCAAGAAUCUCGGCCUGUCUAAAGAGGACACACCCAGCAGUAGGAUUUACGCAAAGGAGGCCCCGCGGCACUCCCUGGGACUCGAACAUAGCCCCCCAAGCGCCCAGACCAUGGGGUAUGGCCUGGAGUACCCACAGCCGUUCUUCGAGGAUCCGACGGGGGCUGGUGACCUCCUGGAUGAGGACGAGGAUGACGCGUGGACCGGGACCUACCUGCCAUCUGCAGUGGAGCAGACUGAGUCCCUGAGGGCCGCCAGCACGUCACCCUGCAGCACGUAUGUGUCCUUCUUCUCCGGCCCAUCGGAGCUGGCGGGGCCGGAGUCUCUGCCCCCGUGGACUCUGAGCGACACGGACUCCCGAAUUUCUCCGGCGUCUCCGGGGAGUAGUCCCAACCCAGACUUUGCUGCCCACGGGGAGUCCCUGGGAGACCGGCACCUUCGGACGCUGCAGAUAAGUUACGAAGCACUGAAAGAUGAAAAUUCUAAGCUAAGAAGAAAGCUGAAUGAGGUUCAGAACUUCUCUGAAACUCAAACAGAAAUGGUAAGGACACUUGAACGGAAACUGGAAGCAAAGAUGAUCAGGGAGGAGAGCGACUACCGCGACCUGGAGUCUGUGGUCCAGCAGGUGGAGCAGAACCUCGAGCUGAUGACCAAACGGGCUGUGAAGGCAGAAAAUCACAUCCUGAAGCUGAAACAGGAAGUCAGUUUGCUCCAGGCGCAGGUCUCCAACUUCAAGCGAGAGAACGAAGCCCUGCGGUGCGGCCAGGGUGCCAGCCUGACCGUGGUGAAGCAGAACACUGACCUGGCCUUGCAGAAUCUCCGCGUCGUCAUGAGCAACGCACACGCGUCCAUAAAGCAGCUGGUUUCUGGAGCUGAAACGUUGAACCUCGUUGCUGAAAUCUUGAAAUCUAUCGACAGAAUCUCUGAGAUUAAAGACGAGGAGGAGGAGGAGUCCUGAGGACCGGAAACGCAUCCAGCUCAAAGCUGUUUGCAUCCUCAAAGCUGUUUGCAUCCUGAAAUCACUGCUUGCUUUCUGUAGAGAUGCGAUUGUGUCUUUCGAUGUGCAGUUCUCACCCGUAGUAAAGAUAUUUAUCACGAUAGCUAAUUCCGUGACCCGCAGCAGUAUUGUCGCCCGCGCGGUGAGGGCCUGCUGGCAGCGAGGGCGCAGAGGCGAGUGGGCUGCCCCGCGGUUUACAUGGAGCCUGCUGGUGAGCUGCACGGGGCUCGUAGACUCAAGCGCCUGAUUGGAGGAACUUUUAUGAAAGCCACUGAUUUUCUUAAAAUUACUAAACCUGAAAAGAGCAGUUCUGUAUUAGUGUUUUCCGUUUUCCCCCCAGAACACUAACUGUAAGGAUGUUCAGUUGGUUGGCCUUGAUUAAGUAGAGGACAAUGCUAAACGAGCCCUGAUACAGACGGCAGGCGUGGGCUGGGGCUCGGGCCCCUGCGUGUCCCGUGGAGCGUCCUCUGACCUGACAGGCCCCCACGAGUGUCACUCCAGCACCUGCAGCUCUGGGCGGAAGGCCUCUCAGUGCACGUUGCUGUCCCUUCUGCAGGGGCCGUCCACGGAGAGCCCCGUGACAAGUGGUGUGAACCACCUCUGUAGGCUUUGAUGAGCAUUGUGGGCUGGAGUGUUGAGACACUUUUCACGUGGCAUUUUGUACAGUGAAGUCAGGAUUUAGGAAUUUGACACAAGUCCAGAGCCUUGUGGUGAGCGUGCGGUCUUCCAGGGUGCCUUUCUGGAGCUUUCCAGCAGGGAAGGUCUUGGCAUGCACUCGUACACCUCUUUGGCUGGUUUUCUGGAGAUAACUGUCUUUUUUAAAUGCAUUUCCUGUUUCUGUCCUGUUUGAACGGACGGCUUUCCUAUUUAAUAAACUCCAAAGUUCAUAACA
Molecule: messenger RNA, 2333 nt
Organism: Trichechus manatus latirostris (Florida manatee)
Lineage: Eukaryota; Metazoa; Chordata; Mammalia; Sirenia; Trichechidae
Gene: ENTR1
Product: endosome associated trafficking regulator 1
Exons: 10
Coding region: 101-1402 (433 amino acids)
Biological process (GO): positive regulation of cilium assembly; positive regulation of protein localization to cilium; regulation of cytokinesis
Cellular component (GO): early endosome; ciliary basal body; recycling endosome
Source: RefSeq, a predicted model, not a curated record